AACCGGGAGCGAACGCCCGAAAGGGUGGUGCAUGCCAAGGGCGCCGCCGCCUUUGGCUACUUUGAGGUCACUAGCACGGAGAUCACCAAGUACACGAAAAUGUCGCUCUUCAGCAAGGUGGGAAAGCGAACGCCCACGGUGGCUCGCUUUUCGACGGUGGUCAGAGAGCGAGGAUCGGGGGAUACGGUGAGAGAUGUGCGCGGCUUUGCCGUUCGCUUCUACACUGAGGAUGGAAAUUGGGAUCUGGUUGGCAACAACACGCCGGUCUUCUUCGUGCGCGACCCCUUCUUCUUCAUGCGCUUCAUCCACACGCAGAAGCGCAAUCCGCAGACGAACCUCAUCGACUACAACGCCCGCUGGGACUUCUUCACCCUCCGCCCUGAGUCGAUGUACCAGGUGGCGUGGAUGUUCAGCGACCGCGGCGUCCCUGACGGCUUCCGCCACAUGGACGGCUGGGGCUCGCACACCUACAAGCUGAUCAACGCCGACGGGCAGCCGGUGUACAACAAGUUCCGCUGGCGCACCGGCCAGGGCGUGAAGAACCUCGACGCGGCGACGGCCAACGCCCUCCUCGCCUCCGACCCGGACUUUGGCGUGCACGACCUCUACGACGCCAUCGAGCGCAAGGACUACCCCUACUGGACGCUGUACGUGCAGAUCAUGACCUUCGAGCAGGCGCAGAACUGGGAGUUUAAUCCCUUUGAUCUGACCAAGGUAUGGCCCGAAGACCAGUACCCGCCCUUCGAGGUCGGCCGCCUAGUGCUAAACCGCAAUCCGGACAACUACUUUGCCCAGGUAGAGCAGCUCGCUUUCAGCCCAGCCAACCGCGUGCCCGGUCUCGAGUUCUCCCCGGACAAGGUCCUCCAGGCGCGCCUCUUCGCCUACUCCGACACCGCCCGCCACCGCAUCGGCCCCAACUUUCACCUGGUCCCCGUCAACCAACCGCUGGUGCCCGUCCUGGCGCCGACCUUCCGCGACG
Molecule: messenger RNA, 979 nt
Organism: Rhagoletis zephyria (snowberry fruit fly)
Lineage: Eukaryota; Metazoa; Arthropoda; Insecta; Diptera; Tephritidae
Product: catalase-like
Biological process (GO): hydrogen peroxide catabolic process; response to hydrogen peroxide
Cellular component (GO): mitochondrion; peroxisome; cytoplasm
Molecular function (GO): heme binding; catalase activity
Source: RefSeq, a predicted model, not a curated record